This is a messenger RNA of Pseudopipra pipra, 1315 nucleotides long. RefSeq names its product zinc finger protein 239-like. The coding region runs from base 54 to 1043 and encodes 329 amino acids. Gene Ontology annotation, molecular function: RNA polymerase II cis-regulatory region sequence-specific DNA binding; DNA-binding transcription factor activity, RNA polymerase II-specific. The record is from RefSeq and is a predicted model, not a curated record. NCBI's taxonomy places the organism in Eukaryota, Metazoa, Chordata, Aves, Passeriformes, Pipridae. Gene Ontology annotation, biological process: regulation of transcription by RNA polymerase II. The transcript has a single exon.
CUGCAGGACAACCCCGCUGGCGCCGCCGUCCUGCCGGGGCCGGAGUUGGGGGGAUGUCCUUGGCCUUCCCUGUGGGCCGGAGGCAAAUCCCCUGCCUGUCCUUCUUGCUUCCUGCCUCAGGCCCCGAGCUGAGGACGGAGAGCCCGGAGGACAAAUCCCCCCGUGAGACCCUGGUGGGAGAGGCCGUUUUGAAGGGCUCCCCGGCGCAGGAAGGCAGCGGGGAGGGAAAGGGCCGGAGAUCUCCCCGCAGGAGGGGCUCCAAAGCCAUCCCAGGGUGCUCUGAGGAGGAAAGAGCCAGCCUGUGCCGGGAAGGCGGCCGGAGCUUGAGGCAGAGCUCUGAGCUGGUGGUCCCUGAGCAGCCUCCCAGGAGGGAGAAACCCUUCAGGUGCUUGGAAUGUGGGAAGAGCUUCAGUUACAGCUCCAACCUCCGCACCCACCAGCACAUCCACAGUGGUGAACGUCCCUACUCUUGUGGGGAAUGUGGGAAGAGCUUUAGGCAGAGCUCCCACCUCCACACCCAUCGGCGCAUCCACACUGGGGAACGGCCCUACUCUUGUGGGGAAUGUGGGAAGAGCUUCAGGGAAAACUCCAAACUCCUCAUCCACCAGCGCAUCCACACUGGAGAACGACCCUACAAGUGUGGGGAAUGUGGGAAGAGCUUCCGCCGGAGCUCCCACCUCCGCACCCACCAGCACAUCCACACCAGGAAGAAGCCCUACAAGUGUGGAGAAUGCGGGAAGAGCUUCAGUGACAGCUCCUACCUCCCCAUUCACCAACGCAUCCACACCGGGGAACGGCCCUACAAGUGUGGGGAUUGUGGGAAGAGGUUUAGGACCACCUCACAUCUCCUCACACAUGAGCGGACGCACACAGAUGAGAGGCCCUUCCGCUGCACCGACUGUGGGAAGGGCUUCAAGUACAACUUUCACCUCAGCACCCACCGCCGCGUCCACACCGGUGAGAGGCCCUACAAGUGUGGGGAGUGUGGGAAGAGCUUCCCCCACAGUUCUACCCUAACCAAACACCAACAAACCCACUGGUAAGGCAAACCGUACGAGUUCCCCGACUGCAGGAAGAGCUUUGGCUGCUGCUUCCACCCAGAAUGAACCCCCCAAUGGUGAGGCAACCCUUGGAGUCCAGUGACUGUCAGUCCAUCCCUUUCAACCACAAAGGGCCAGUCCCCUUUCCCAGGGGCAGCUUCUUCCAACAGAACCCUUCUUGGGGGGUCAGUCCUGGAAGUUUAGAGCAGAGAUCUCUCCACAAGUGUUGGUCUGGGGGAGUUCCAUCCAUCUCUAAUUAAGAAUUCUUGCUUUUG